UUAAUUCCAAAAUGCAAGGGCCCCUCUAAUGGAAGCUUUCUCUAGUCCCCAUGCAUUUUGAUCGCUUCUUAAACCCAACUACAACUUGUUUCUUUUGUGGGGUUAGCUCCAAUGGAGGUUUUUAGAUACCUGUUCUUCAAUGUUCUUGUGUUCUUCCUUCUUUGUGUAGCGGCAUCCGCCACCGAUCGUUACACCGAAGCACUCUUCACCUUGAAAUCUGAAUUUCUCGAUGAUUUUGGCAGUUUGAGCGAUUGGAUUAUACCUUCUAAACAAAACCCAUCUGGGAAAAUCCAUGGCUGUUCUUGGUCAGGAAUCAAAUGCGACAAGGAUUCCACCAUUGUUAUCGGAAUCAACCUCUCGAUGAAGAACCUUGGUGGGGCGAUUUCCGGUGAGCAGUUUCAUGUUUUUAAAGAACUCGUUGAUCUUAACCUAAGCCAUAACUAUUUUUCUGGGAAACUCCCCAUUGGUAUCUUCAAUCUCAGUAACCUAAGAAGCUUGGAUAUCAGUAGAAACAAUUUUUCUGGUCAUUUUCCUGUUGGGAUAUCUGUUCUUGAAAAUUUGGUUGUUCUUGAUGCUUUUAGCAAUAGUUUUUCUGGGUCAUUACCUGUUGAUCUUCCUGAGCUUGAACAUUUAAAGUUCCUCAACUUAGCUGGUAGCUACUUCAAUGGAUCAAUCCCUUCAGAAUAUGGCUCUUUCAAAAGCCUUGAGUUCAUCCAUCUUGCAGGGAACUUCCUUACUGGAAACAUACCCCCUGAAUUGGGUAAGCUCAAAACAGUGACCCAUAUGGAAAUUGGCUACAAUAAUUACCAUGGAAGGCUCCCAUGGGAGCUUGGCAACAUGAGUAGCCUUCAAUAUCUAGACAUUGCUGGUGGGUAUCUAUCUGGUUCAAUUCCUAAACAGCUUGGUAAUCUAACAAAACUUGAAUCUCUGUUCCUCUUUAGAAACCAGUUUUCUGGGUUCUUGCCUGAUGAACUGAGCCAAAUCUCAUCUCUGGUUAGCUUAGAUCUCUCUGAUAAUCAUAUUUCUGGGCCAAUUCCUGAAAGCUUUUCAAAGUUUAAGAAUCUUAAACUGCUUAGUCUUAUGUAUAAUGAAAUGUCUGGCUCUGUUCCAAUGAGUAUUGCAGAGCUUCCUUCAUUGGAGACUCUUUUUAUAUGGAACAAUCAGUUCUCUGGGCCACUUCCAAGCCAUUUGGGUAGCAAUAGAAAGCUUAAAUGGGUGGAUGUGUCCACAAACAAGUUUGUGGGUGAUAUCCCUGUUGAUAUCUGUUUAGGAGGUGUUCUUUUUAAGUUGAUACUCUUUUCAAAUAAGUUUAGUGGUGGUGUUUCCCCUUCUCUAUCGAAUUGUUCGUCGCUCGUUCGAUUGCGGUUAGAGGAUAACUCGUUUUCGGGUGAUAUCUCUCUGAAAUUUAGUCGUCUUCCUCGUAUCUCAUACGUCGAUCUCUCUCGGAACAAGUUUAGUGGAGGGAUUCCUUUAGAUAUGAGCAAAGGAUUCGACCUUCAAUACGUUAAUAUCUCUCAUAACCCAGAACUUGGAGGUGUUGUUCCUACAGAGAUAUGGACAUUACCUCUUCUUCAAAACUUUUCAGCUUCUGAUUGUGGCAUAAGAGGAAGCCUUCCCAAGUUUCAUCUCUGUAAAUCCAUUUCUACUAUUGAAUUGAGUGAUAAUAAUCUAUCUGGAGAUGUCCCGGAAAGCGUUGUAAGUUGCCAGGCUCUUGUGCGGAUGGAUUUGUCAUUCAACAAUCUCUCGGGUCGUAUACCGGAAGAACUUGCACGUCUUCCUUCUAUUAGCAUCAUUGAUCUAUCCCAUAAUGGUUUCAAUGGAUCGAUACCUGAUAAGUUCCGGGAUUUGUCGAGCUUGCUUCUACUAAAUGUCUCUUCUAAUGAUAUCUCCGGUUCCAUCCCGGAAAACGACGUGUUUCGGUUAAUGGGAAGGAGUGCAUUUGCUGGAAAUCCUAAGCUGUGUGGAGCACCUUUGAGGCCAUGUUCGGGUUCAUUGGCAAUGUUGGGAAGUAAAGGGACGGGGAAGCUUAUACUCGUCCUGAUACUAUGUGCAGGUCUUGCUAUAAUCACGACGAUAUCGAUUGCAUGGAUUUUUGUCUUUCGACGACGAAGCAAAGGAAAAUGGAAGAUGGUGUCGUUCUCUGGACUUCCUCCAUUCACAGCUAAUGAUAUUCUUAGGAGCUUUGACGCUACGGAAUCGAAGGAAGCAAUAUUGCCAUUGUCUGCUUCGAUAUUCAAAGCAGUUCUGCCGACUGGAAUCACAGUGUCGAUAAAGAAGAUAGACUGGGAAGCGAAACGAAUGAGGACGAUGUCGGAUUUCAUAACUCGAUUAGGUAGUACGAGGCACGAGAAUCUGGUUAGAUUGCUCGGAUUCUGCUACAACAAACAGAUGGUUUAUCUUUUAUAUGAUUACUUUCCCAAUGGAAAUCUAGCAGAGAAAAUUGCUAUCAAAAGGGAAUGGCCAACUAAGCUCAAUCUAGUAAUAGCUAUAGCAAGAGGACUACACUUUCUUCACCAUGACUGUUAUCCUGCAAUCCCACAUGGUGACUUGAGGUCGAGUAACGUCAUAUUCGACGAAAAUAUGGAACCCCAUCUAGCGGAAUUCGGGCUCCGGUUUCUACAACAGAUUAACGAAGGUGAAUUCAAUAGUGCAACGGAGGAGGAGCUGUGGAUGGAUGUUCAUAGUUUCGGGGAGAUCGUCCUGGAAAUUCUAAGCAACGGUCGGUUGACAACCGCGGGAUCGAGCACACAGAACAAGGCGAGAGAUCUUCUGCUAAGAGAAAUAUACAAAGAAAAUGGGAUUAGCUGUGCAGAUUCAUCACAGGAAGAGGUAAAACAGGUGCUUGGUGUAGCUUUGCAAUGCAGUAGGAGCAGGCCAUCCAACAGGCCAUCCAUGGAAGAUGUGUUGAAGCUGUUAUCAGAUGUAAAACCAAAGGUAAAAUAGUAAAAUUUUGAACCAAGAAUUUGUGUUCUUACUCUUGGCUUCAUUUUUACCCCUCCAAAAUAGUAUAAAUUGUAGUUUUGUAAGUAGUAAUCUUAUAGUACUAGUGGUUUGGAUGUAUACUAUUUAUAUUAAAGUCGGUCUAUUCUAUAAAUGCUCGGUUUUCUGCUA
This is a messenger RNA of Cucurbita pepo subsp. pepo (vegetable marrow), 3111 nucleotides long. RefSeq lists its product as uncharacterized. Gene Ontology annotation, molecular function: protein binding; ATP binding; protein kinase activity. NCBI's taxonomy places the organism in Eukaryota, Viridiplantae, Streptophyta, Magnoliopsida, Cucurbitales, Cucurbitaceae. Gene Ontology annotation, biological process: protein phosphorylation. The record is from RefSeq and is a predicted model, not a curated record.